Molecule: messenger RNA, 2289 nt
Organism: Lotus japonicus
Lineage: Eukaryota; Viridiplantae; Streptophyta; Magnoliopsida; Fabales; Fabaceae
Product: indole-3-acetic acid-amido synthetase GH3.6
Exons: 3
Coding region: 168-1991 (607 amino acids)
Cellular component (GO): cytoplasm
Molecular function (GO): indole-3-acetic acid amido synthetase activity
Source: RefSeq, a predicted model, not a curated record
CCCAACACACUCUCUCCUCCUUCUCCUUCCUAACAAGUUUCUCCAUUAAGGUCAUUGUCUCCUUCUUCAUCUUCUUCUUCUCUCUCUCUCUCUCUCAAUUUCUCUCUCUUGCACACGCAAAAGUCCUGAUUCUCUGUGAUCUUCUUCUCAAACAAACCACUUUCACCAUGCCUGAAGCUCCCAAAGACUACAACCUCCUUGACCAGAACAAGAAAAUCCUCAACUUCAUCGAGGAUGUCACUGAAAACGCCGACCAAGUCCAGCAGAAGGUCCUCUCCGAAAUCCUCUCCAACAAUGCCAACGUUGAGUACCUCAAACGACACGGCCUCAACGGCCACACCGACCGUGACACCUUCAAGAAACUCAUGCCCGUCACCACCUAUGAAGAAAUCCAACCUGAUAUCGACCGCAUCGCCAAUGGCGACACCUCUCCCAUCCUUUGCUCCAAACCCAUUUCAGAGUUUCUCACAAGCUCUGGGACAUCUGGUGGUGAGAGAAAGCUGAUGCCUACAAUUGAAGAUGAGCUAGGGAGGAGGACUUUGCUUUAUAGCUUGUUGAUGCCGGUGAUGAGCCAGUUUGUCCCUGAUUUAGAAAAAGGGAAAGGAAUGUACCUAUUGUUCAUAAAAUCUGAAGCAAAAACACCUGGAGGCAUUGUUGCUCGUCCAGUUCUAACAAGCUAUUACAAAAGUUCCCAUUUUAGGGACAGACCCUAUGACCCUUACACCAACUACACAAGCCCAAAUGAGACUGUCCUCUGUCCUGAUUCCUACCAAAGCAUGUAUUCCCAAUUGCUCUGUGGCCUUUGCCAAAACAAAGAAGUGUUCCGUGUAGGUGCUGUUUUCGCCUCUGGUUUCAUAAGGGCCAUUCGGUUCCUUGAGAAACACUGGCCACUCCUUUGCAAUGAUAUCAGAACUGGAACCAUCAACCCCACCAUAAUCACUGAUGCUUCAGUGAGAGAGGCGGUCUCCAAGAUCGUCAAACCGGACCCGAAGCUGGCGGAUUUCAUUGAAGCUGAGUGUAGCAAGAGGUCAUGGCAGGGUAUAAUUACCAGGCUGUGGCCUAACACCAAGUAUGUGGAUGUUAUUGUGACAGGAACAAUGUCACAAUACAUCCCCAUACUUGAUCACUACAGCAAUGGACUCCCUCUUGUGUGCACUAUGUAUGCUUCUAGUGAGUGCUACUUUGGGGUUAACCUCAACCCUCUUUGCAAACCCAGUGAGGUUUCUUACACCCUCAUCCCCACCAUGUGCUACUUUGAGUUCUUGCCUGUCAACAGAACCAAUGGUGUCACUGAUUCCAUUCAGACACCCAGAUCCCUCAAUGAGAAGGAGCAGCAAGAGCUCGUCGAGCUUGUCGAUGUCAAACUCGGCGAAGAGUAUGAGCUUGUAGUCACAACCUAUGCUGGAUUGUACCGUUACAGGGUGGGUGAUGUGUUGAGGGUAGCUGGAUUCAAGAACAAAGCACCUCAAUUCAACUUUGUUUGCAGGAAAAACGUGGUCCUGAGCAUAGAUUCUGACAAGACCGAUGAGGUUGAGCUUCAGAAUGCAAUGGCAAAUGCUGUGACCAACUUAGUGCCCUUUGACGCCGCGGUGUCCGAGUACACUAGCUUCGCGGACACCGCAACGAUCCCAGGGCACUAUGUGCUGUACUGGGAGCUCGCCCUCAAUGGCACAACCCAAAUUCCUCCCUGUGUGUUUGAGGAUUGCUGCUUAACCAUUGAGGAAUCGCUGAACAGCGUGUACCGCCAGGGUCGCGUAUCUGACAAAUCGAUCGGGCCGCUUGAGAUCAAGAUUGUGGAACAGGGCACUUUUGAUAAGCUCAUGGACUAUGCUAUUAGCUUAGGGGCUUCAAUAAACCAGUACAAGACACCAAGGUGUGUGAAGUUUGCACCUGUUGUGGAACUCUUGAACUCAAGGGUAAUGUCAAGCUAUUUUAGUCCUAAGUGUCCAAAAUGGGUUCCAGGACACAAGCAGUGGAUCAAUCAGAACUGAAGAAGGUGGAAAAUUAAUUGUUAUUAUGUGGUUGGUCUUGGUUGGUAGCUUUUUCUCAUGGCGGUUCACGUGAACUGUUUUUUUGUGGACAUGUUAGGGAUGAGAAGAAGAAAUUUUAAUCACUCUUUUUAGGUUAAUUCUAUGUUUAAAGACUUAUUUAGUUCUUCUUGUUAUAACUUGCAUAGUGAACUGAACCUAGCCACUGUAAAAAGCAACAAUUUAUGUUUGAAAGAAAGCAAAGCUGUUUGCCUUGGCUUUCUUUUUAUCCAGUAAAUUUUCCCUUUUUUUUAAUUGAAAA